CUUUUGGAGGCUGGCGAUCUGGAGGAUGAUUAUGUUCAAAGUGCUUUAUCUAGCACAAACAUUCUCGGAAUUUUAACCUAUCUUGAUUCCGGUGCUGCCCGCAAGUCGUCCGAGUUAACCACAGUUUUUAAAGCUCUGUAUAUGAUCAUUCUCAUCGGCUCGAGGGAGAAAUGGGAUGAACUGACCGCAGUUGUCCAUGGACUCGCUGAGGGUGUGUUAGAAGAUCUCCGUUUUGCCAGUUGCAUCCGUGGAUUGCGACACAAUCAAGGUGCUGAGACCAAUAAAGCAGUCUUGCGCCUGCUCGCCGUUAUUGCCACUCUGAAUACCAAUCUUGCUCGUGGUUUAUUGCGUGCUCUACCAUUCUCGGGCCAAGAGAUGAUCCAGUGCUCACGCAGGCGGAACACCACGGACUCACAGGAUGUGCGUUCGUGUUUUCUAAAUUUGAUUGCCGCCUUCGUGUUCUCUGGGAAUGAUCUGGUGGUUCGAGAAGCGAUCGAGAAAAGAAGUAAAUUGUCCAGAAUAACUGAUUUAUCUGUUCUAGCUCCUUUCAAUCUUGCGAUUAACGAAUCUUAUAUUGAUAAAUACGCAAAUGUGAUGCUCAUUUUGGAAAUGCUAUCUAAGAUAGUAGAAAACAGAACCAUCAGCAAGACACAAAAAGUGCGGUUGUUCGACCGGAACAGCUUGAAGCAACUACUGUAUUUGUACACAUGGCGCGGCGAGGCUCUAACGCUUCAAGAUUUAGCUGGACGUGAUGACGGGGAUGUAGAUACUGAUCAACUGGAUUGCAUUCGUCAGAAGUUGCACCAAAUGCUCACCCUCUUGACCACUUCUACACGCCUCGGUCUUGUUUUUUCCGGACGUAAUAGGGAUUGGCAGAGUCCAGCGAACGACCUGAUUUUCCAUGCUCUCAUCAGUCCACCGAUGUGUUCUGCCUACACCGAUCCUUUGCGAUUGGAGUUGAUUUAUUCAGCUCUCUUUUCCUGUCCAGAUAUACUGGCUCCUUACUUGGACCAUACGGCUCCACUUCUUUAUCCGCGUGCGAAUUCCUCCAAUUGGGCCCGUUUGAUGAAUUUAAUAUGCGGGAUUUACGAUCUAUGUCGAGUGAAUCUCAUCAAAUGGGCAGUGAUGGCCGUGGAACGUUACACAACACCGCAACAAGCGGCACAAAUGAUAGUUGAUUGUUCUUUCUUAUCCCCGAAGAUGAUUGAGCCUUUGUCUGCGGCUUUGUUGGUUAGUCUCCUACCUAGUUGA
Echinostoma caproni is the source of this 1251-nucleotide messenger RNA. The record is from the annotation of a GenBank genome assembly. NCBI's taxonomy places the organism in Eukaryota, Metazoa, Platyhelminthes, Trematoda, Plagiorchiida, Echinostomatidae.